Corythoichthys intestinalis (scribbled pipefish) is the source of this 2822-nucleotide messenger RNA. RefSeq names its product gastrula zinc finger protein XlCGF7.1-like. Gene Ontology annotation, cellular component: nucleus. Gene Ontology annotation, biological process: regulation of transcription by RNA polymerase II. Lineage: Eukaryota; Metazoa; Chordata; Actinopteri; Syngnathiformes; Syngnathidae. The record is from RefSeq and is a predicted model, not a curated record. The coding region runs from base 457 to 1458 and encodes 333 amino acids. The transcript is spliced from 2 exons. Gene Ontology annotation, molecular function: sequence-specific DNA binding; DNA-binding transcription factor activity, RNA polymerase II-specific.
UCAAAACCUACUUUGAGUGGAGGCUUCCUGCAAAGAGCGAACGCUCCUGGUCGUUCUCUUCGCCUCGAUAUAAUUUUUCCUUGCACCCAUCUUUUUUUUCGUAUUUUUGGAAUAAUUAGGGCUCAAGGCAAGUCGUUGACAGUAAUGACUCAAAUUCGGAUUUGUUUUCUAUAUUUGUUGAAUAUUUUUGGAGUCCAAUGAGUUGAAGUAGUUGUUGUACGAAACACUUCAACAGAUUACACUGAAGUUUCAGAGCCUGGUUUGUACUUCCGGUUCACUGGGGCUUAACGUCCAUGUACCCUCGCCACAGUGACAGUUGCAGUUGUUUCGUGUUCCCUUCUAACCAAACGAGCACCUCCAAAACAUUCUCAUCGGUGUCCCGCAGAUGAUACUGAAGAAGACCUUCACCCUGAAAAACGCGAUCCACUCCACUUUAAACAGGAGGAGGAGUCGAUAAUGUUGUACAUCAAACAGGAGGCAGAGCCAGACACUCCCUACAUUAAAGAACAGGAAGAUGAAAUGAAGUUUCCUAUGACCGUUGGUGUGAAAAGUGAGGCAGAUGAAGGUCCAAGCAAAGAGAGCGGUGCAGCGGUUCAGCACCUGACAACAAAAGGAGAGGGACAAUCGCAACCAGACGGCCUAUUAGCUCCCCUCUCGGACAGUGACGACGUAACAUCACACUCCUCUGACUUAAACACUGAUGAGCAGGAUGAUGACUUUGAACAAAAUGCUUCGAAAUCCUUAAAGAGGUCAUCAUUGAAAACAGACUCAAAAGAAUGUGCGGGUGGGAAACCAUUUGGCUGCACGCUUUGCAACAAAAGAUUUUCUCAGAAGUCUCAUUUAAUAACACAUGAGCGUACACACACUGGAGAAAAGCCUUUUGUCUGCACAUGUUGUGGUAAAAGAUUCGCCCAAAAGGGAAUUUUGAACCAUCACACAAGCACACACAGUGGAGAGAAGCCUUUUUGCUGCUCACUUUGUGGCAAAAGAUUCACCCAGAAGGCACAUUUAAACAAUCACACAAGAAGCCACACUGGAGAGAAGCCUUUUGUCUGCACACUUUGUAACAAAAGAUUUUCUCAGAAGUCUCAUUUAAUAACACAUAAGCGUACACACACUGGAGAAAAGCCUUUUGUUUGCAGAUGUUGUGGUCAAAGAUUUGCCGAGAAGGGAAAUUUGAACAAACACACAAGCACACACAGUGGGGAGAAGCCUUUUGGCUGCUCACUUUGUGGUAAAACAUUUACUCGGAAGGGAGAUUUAGUAUCGCACACAAGAAGCCACACUGGGGAAAAACCUUUUCUCUGCACACUUUGCGACAAAAGAUUUUCUCAGAAGUCUAAUUUCAUAAUACAUAAGCGUACACACACUGGAGAAAAGCCUUUUGCCUGCUCAGUUUGUCAUAAAAGAUUCUGUCAGAAGGGAUCUUUAAACAGACACAAAAGAACACACUUGUGACUGCCCUGGCUGUUUAAUUGUUGUUUUUAUUUGAGACAUCUCCAGUCAGCUGAUCCUCGCCUCCACCAUCUGGUUGCCUCCCCUCCCACUAUGACGUAAGCUGAUCGAGACCGGACCGGUGAACGACGUUGUCGCCGCUGAUUGGCCACGAAGGAAGGGCGCCAAGUUCAAAAAGCAGCCGCUGUCAAUGAACAGGGAGGUUUCACUUGACAGCUUCGUGCCGCUAUCUCUUCGCCAGCUGUUUUUGCUCGCCACAUAUCCACAUUUGCCUUCAAUCCUGCAUUUGUUACACUACUGCUUUUCAAUGAGGUCUUUUGUGUUUUGCCAUAAUUUGGUCGUUUUUGUUCACCACUGUACAUAAGAGCACCGAAGCAGUAGGGUAAGCUGCCAUUUAUGUUUAACCAGUUUUCUCCUGUUUUGUUUUUUUGUAGAAAGACACGGCAAUGGCUGCCUUUUUGUUGUUCCUUUCUUGUGAUCAGGGUUUAGUCAGCAGGUGGGGUUUAAUGCUGCAUUCCAGAAAAGUGGGAAGUCGGAUUUUUCCGACCUCCGACGAGGAAAAUAUCAUUGGAACGCAACUCGAACUGGGAAGUCCGAGUCGCGAAGUCGGAGAAAAAAUAUCUACCCUGACUUUCAAGUUGUUUCAAUCUGACGUCACUGGACAAAAUGGCGAUGCCCGUGGAAACACAACAGACCGUGAACGGUAAAACAUAAUUUACACGUUUAUAAAAAUAUAAUAUUGCGAUUGCAAGAUAAAAAGAACUCUUCUCUGACUUAAAGUGCAGUGUGUGUUAUUGUGUGUCUGUCAAUGAACACGUAUUUUAUGCCGGGGCUAGACACUCCGCGGUAGGAUGGCUACUGGUAGUCAGACAACUUUUAUCAGUUAAAUAAAGAGAUGACCCACACACAUUGAUGACACAAUAAUGAAGUUAAAUAAUAAAAUGUUCUCACAGUGAGUUAGCUUAAUGAAUUUUCAAAUUUUUAAAUUGACUUUCAGCGAGGAUGUAACUAAAGAGGGCAGUUUACAGUGUGUGCUAUUUACAUCAGCCGCCGUUUUUCCUCCACUAUUUGAUUGCUUGCGAGAAGGCAGGUUUGCUGUAGGUCAAGAUGCCUUUUGAUAAACAUAAUAAAAAAACUUUUCGCGAUCAGCCAUCUUUGUGGUUUACAUUCGCUUGGAACGCUUUGAGGUCUGAACUGGUAUGAUCCGAGUGGGAUAAAUCCGACUUCCCACUUCUCUGGAAUGCAGCAUCAGAGUAGAUUUGUUUUGUUUGUUGUUUUAGCCUGGGCUUACCCUGAAGGCAAGCUUCCUCCUAAUUUUGUAUACGUUGUAUUUUGGCUUAUGUAAAUAAAUUGAUUUGUGUCCACUU